GUCGCGUCCUUGAACUGAUCUCGCCGUGUAACACAAAGCACGGAUUACACACAUUCGAACGAACAUCAGAACCAGCAGUUCUAGAUCUAUCAAACAUGGCGACCGUAGGGACCAGUCUGGUGUUCCGACAGUUGUUUGAGAAGGAGAGCAGUACCUACACGUACCUGCUGGCCGAUAAGGUAACGUAUACUAGUACGUUCUGUAACAUAUCCCAGGUCCGCACGACUCCCGGUCACACCAACGGCUGUGUGACGUACGUCCUGAUGGACGAGUCCAUCCGCAUGGCCUUCACGGGGGACACACUCUUGGUACGCGGCUGCGGACGAACCGACUUCCAAGAGGGGGACCCGGCCACACUGUACGACUCCGUGUGGGGAAAAAUCUUCACCCUCCCCGAGGACACUCUGCUGUUUCCCGCGCACGACUACAAGGGGCAAACCGUGACUACAGUCGGGGAGGAAAAACGACAUAACCCCAGACUCACACAAACCAAAGAAAAAUUCGUUGAGAUUAUGAAUAACUUGGGUCUAGCGUAUCCCAAACAAAUUGACAGGGCAGUACCUGCUAACUUGUUGUGUGGGCUACAUGACUAAAAAUUACCGAAAAUCACCUACUAA
This is a messenger RNA of Branchiostoma belcheri (Belcher's lancelet), 617 nucleotides long. RefSeq names its product persulfide dioxygenase ETHE1 homolog, mitochondrial-like. The transcript is spliced from 2 exons. The record is from RefSeq and is a predicted model, not a curated record. NCBI's taxonomy places the organism in Eukaryota, Metazoa, Chordata, Leptocardii, Amphioxiformes, Branchiostomatidae. Gene Ontology annotation, molecular function: sulfur dioxygenase activity. Gene Ontology annotation, biological process: hydrogen sulfide metabolic process; glutathione metabolic process.